This is a messenger RNA of Penicillium oxalicum, 84 nucleotides long. RefSeq lists its product as uncharacterized. The transcript has a single exon. Bases 1 to 84 code for a protein of 27 amino acids. NCBI's taxonomy places the organism in Eukaryota, Fungi, Ascomycota, Eurotiomycetes, Eurotiales, Aspergillaceae. The record is from RefSeq and is a predicted model, not a curated record.
AUGGCGACAUGCUCUAGUGCAUUUGAAGUCGAAGAGAAGGAAAGGGAGUUCGAAGAGAAUGAGAAUGGAUCUCCCAAGCCCUAA